This is a messenger RNA of Pundamilia nyererei, 1897 nucleotides long. It is a transcript of the gene chrna11, whose product is annotated as cholinergic receptor, nicotinic, alpha 11. Gene Ontology annotation, cellular component: postsynaptic membrane. Lineage: Eukaryota; Metazoa; Chordata; Actinopteri; Cichliformes; Cichlidae. Gene Ontology annotation, molecular function: transmembrane signaling receptor activity; acetylcholine-gated monoatomic cation-selective channel activity. The transcript has 10 exons. Gene Ontology annotation, biological process: monoatomic ion transmembrane transport. The coding region runs from base 26 to 1747 and encodes 573 amino acids. The record is from RefSeq and is a predicted model, not a curated record.
CUUUUACCCCUUCCACACCACCAGGAUGUGGCACUCAGUGGCUCUGCUCCUCUCUGGAUUCUCUGCUUUGAUCCACGUAUCAUUGCAGGGCCCUCAUCAGAGGACUCUGCUGAAAAACCUCCUGAAGGACUACAACCACAUGGAGCGACCAGUGGCCAACGACUCCCUACCUCUCAACGUCUCCUUCAGCCUCAGUUUGAUACAGAUCAUGGAUGUGGAUGAGAAGAACCAGGUGUUAACCUCUAAUAUGUGGCUGCAGAUGACUUGGUACGACCACUAUCUCCAGUGGAACCAGAGCGAACAUCCUGGAGUGAAAAAUCUUCGCUUUACCACAGAUCAAAUUUGGACCCCAGACAUCCUCCUCUACAACAGUGCAGAUGAUGACUUUGACUCCACCUUUAAGACCAAUGUUCUGGUAAACUCCAGCGGCUUUGCCAAGUAUCUUCCCCCAGGAAUCUUUAUGAGCACAUGCAAUGUGGAUGUUCGCUGGUUUCCUUUUGACAUUCAGAAAUGUGAGCUGAAAUUUGGCUCUUGGACGUACGACGGCUGGCUGCUGGACCUCCAGAUGGUCGACGCUGACAUCUCCGGCUACAUGCCCAACGGAGAAUGGGACCUAAUAGGAGUUCCUGGAAAGCGGAAUGAGGUCUUCUAUGACUGCUGUAAGGAGCCCUACACGGAUGUGACAUUUGUUAUUACAAUAAGGCGGCGAACGCUUUACUACGCCUUGAACCUUCUCAUCCCAUGUGUGCUGCUCUCUUCUAUGACGUUGCUCAUUUUUGUGCUGCCUGCUGACUCCGGGGAGAAGAUCUCAUUGGGUAUCACCAUCCUGCUGUCUCUCACUGUUUUCAUGCUGCUGGUCGCAGAGAUCAUGCCAGCCACAUCUGACUCCGUCCCUCUCAUAGGUCAGUACUUUGCCAGUAUAAUGAUCAUCGUUGGGAUGUCAGUCAUCGCCACAGUGGUGGUUCUGCAGUAUCAUCAUCACGAUCCGACCGGAGGAAAAAUGCCCAAAUGGGUGCGGCUCGUUUUGCUGCAGUGGGUCGCGUGGUUCCUGCGGAUGAAGCGCCCGGGUGAGAGUGACGACCCAGAGCGGCCACCUUGCGCCCCCCACCUGCGCCGCUGCUCCUCGGGGUCACAGAGCGGAAGCAUCCCUAACCCUCCGGACUCCCUCCACCCGCUGCACCCACAGAACCUGGCUCCCCUCCAAACAGGGCCGCUUCAUGCAGGGCACCCUCACCUCCAGGCUCAGACGAGUGCUAACAACAACGGGAAUCUUCUAUAUAUGGGUUUUCAGAGCAUGGACGACCCCUCGGUGCUCCCGGAGAGCAUCCAGAGAAACAACAUCUCCGCUGGGCCUCUGCGAGUGGCGGGAAGCCCACCUCCACACCUGCCGUCACAAUUUUGCAGCUCCCCUCCACCGCCUACCCCUAAUGUGGAAACUGUAGGAUGUCCCAGCACUGUCUCCAGUGGUGGGGGCUUUGGAGGUGGGGCGGGAGGUCUUGGAGGGUGCUCCACUGUAGGGAUGGGAGACCCCCAGCUCCAGGCCAUCCUGGAGGAGGUGCGUUACAUGGCGGACCGCUUCCGGGAGCAAGAUGAGAACGAAAGCAUGGCGGAGCAGUGGAAAUUUGCAGGCGCUGUGAUUGACCGCCUCUGUCUGGUGGCAUUUAGUGUUUUCAACAUCAUAUGCACCAUCUCAAUCCUCAUGUCUGCUCCCAACUUUGCGGACGCUAUUUCAAAAGACUUUGUCUGAAAACAAAGAAAAAGAAAAAAAAAAAGAGGAGGAGAAGCGUGAAGGAAAGGAUGAAAGAAACUAAAUAUGGGAUAAAAGAUGGAGUGGGCCCCGAUCCAAGGAAACCCAAUUUCCAGUGGACUGUAGGCUCUAUGAUUUGUGAUUGCAAAG